Chenopodium quinoa (quinoa) is the source of this 1417-nucleotide messenger RNA. Its product is annotated as zinc finger MYM-type protein 5-like. Lineage: Eukaryota; Viridiplantae; Streptophyta; Magnoliopsida; Caryophyllales; Amaranthaceae. Bases 389 to 1417 code for a protein of 342 amino acids. The transcript has a single exon. The record is from RefSeq and is a predicted model, not a curated record.
UCAUAAAUUUAUAAUUAAUUUUUUUUUAAUCUAGAGUGUUAAAAUGUUAAAUGAUGAGGAUGUUGUUUUUGAGGUGAUGAAUACAAAGUACUUGAAUGGUCUUGAUUGUGGAUACGAGUCGUAAUAUUCUUUGAGGACAUUUUCGUUUUUAGUAGUAUAUGAGUUUGUUUAUAGGAUAGUGUCAUAUAUAUUAUUAAUAUUAAUUGUUUUAGUCCUUUGACCGUCGACGAGAGCUAAAUAUUUUUGUUUCAAUUGUUUUCUAUUUUUUAGAUUUGAUUACUUGAGAUGACAUUGGUUUGGAGUGCAAAUUGAGCGUACUAAGUCAAAUAAUCAGGUGUUUUUGUUCUUUUCUAUACUUAUUAAUUUAUUAUUGGCUUUGUUUGAUAGAAUGUUGCCUAGAAAAUAUUUAUCCGGUAAUGAUAAGAGGAUAAAAAGAAAACGGGCAGAAGAGUUAAUAGAGUCUCAAAAGGGUGCCAUUGACAAUUUUUUUACUAAAGUAGUACAAGUAGUAGAGUCUUCUAAUGAAUUGGGUGAAAAUGAAAAUCAUGAACAAUUUAAUGAGAAUAUAAAUAAUGAAAAUUGUGAUAAUGAGGCAAAUGAGCCUAAUGAGGAUGCGACUAAUAUGAAUGAACCAACGAAUGUACCAAAUACAUCCGAUGUUAAUGAUAUUGGCAUUGAUCAAGUAGUCCCUCCUUUAGAUAUUUAUGAUCCUAAAAAUUGGGGUAAUCUUGACAUUAAAGGAAGGGAUAUUUUGAUACAAAAAGAGCCUUUUAGAGAUUUGAACCUUGUGUUUCCAAUUGAUAACAAAUUAAGACAUUUUUCAUAUGCCUAUUACACUAAGAAGUUGAGUAAUGGUAAGACUUUUGAUAGAAAAUGGUUGGUUUACUCAAAAUUAGCUAAUAAAGUAUAUUGUUUUUGCUGUAAAUUGUUCACAACUCAAAAUAACAAAACUUUUUUAACAAGUGAUGGUGUGAAUGAUUGGAAACAUCUUGGUGAGAAACUCAAAUUACAUGAUAAUAGUGUUGAGCAUAUGACUAAUAUGAAUACUUGGUAUGAAACAAGAGUGAGACUAGAAUUGAAUAAAGGCAUUGAUAAAGACUUGCAAGAGUCAAUUUCAAAGGAAAAAGAGCGUAGGAGGCAAGUCUUAAUUCGAAUUGUUUCUGUUGUGAAAUGUCUAGCUAAAAAUAAUUUAGCUUUUCGUGGAUCUAGUGGAAAACUUUAUGAUGAUUGUAAUGGUAAUUUUUUGGGCUUAAUUGAAAUGAUAGCUGAAUUUGAUUUGGUAAUGCAAGAUCAUGUUAGACGUAUUCAAAGCCAAGAAAUUCACAAACAUUACCUUGGUCCUCAAAUUCAAAAUGAGCUUAUUUAUAUUUUAUCUCAUGGUGCUCGGACUUCAAUGAUAAAAAUAAUAAAAGAGUAA